AUGGCGGCGGACGCGGGCGGUGGGCACAGGCCACGCCUGAGAUUGAGCCGCCGCCGAAGGCUUACGUCGGAGGACAGGCCCUCCAGUGGCCGCCCCUGGUUCCUGCAGGAGACUGGGAGCGGGAACACAGAGCCCUGGGCUGAGCUUCUGCGUACUCUGCGCCCAGACGUGGACCUGGCCGACACGCCCCCUCCGCUUCCGUCCUUCCCACAUCAGGAUCCCCAGCAGAGCCCUGAGCACAUGGUACCCUCUGAGAUCUUCACUGUUGGGGGCAAGGUCUUUUCCUGGACGCCCUUUCCACCGGCUCCACAGCACAGCCGCUCCUAUUGUCUGAACCGUGGGGCUGAAGGGUGCCCGGGUUCCCCCGUCCGGCCCCCAUUCCAAUGCUCUGAGCCCGAGCCCCAAGGGACCUCCAGCACCAAGGAGCCACAAUCCGUGGAGGAGAAGCCACCAUCUGUGGAGGAGACACCGACCCUCCGGUGCUGCCCCAUGUGUCAGGUGGAAUUCCAGCCAGGGCUAUCCCAGCUGGACAUUGAUGGCCACCUGGCCCAGUGCUUGGCAGAGAGCACAGAUGACAUCAUGUGGAGGAAGCCGGCUGGCGAGGAGCUCUGCCGGGCCAUUGUACAAAUCACACUGAUGUAUCUACAGCUGUGCCGUCACCAUCACCAGAGUCCCCGGGAACAACUUCAAAGGACCCGCGCUACAGCGUGA
Molecule: messenger RNA, 711 nt
Organism: Chrysochloris asiatica (Cape golden mole)
Lineage: Eukaryota; Metazoa; Chordata; Mammalia; Afrosoricida; Chrysochloridae
Product: Fanconi anemia-associated protein of 20 kDa-like
Exons: 6
Coding region: 1-711 (236 amino acids)
Biological process (GO): DNA damage response
Molecular function (GO): K63-linked polyubiquitin modification-dependent protein binding; ubiquitin binding
Source: RefSeq, a predicted model, not a curated record